This is a messenger RNA of Macrobrachium nipponense, 1291 nucleotides long. RefSeq names its product apolipoprotein D-like. The record is from RefSeq and is a predicted model, not a curated record. Gene Ontology annotation, molecular function: pigment binding. Bases 149 to 715 code for a protein of 188 amino acids. The transcript is spliced from 6 exons. Lineage: Eukaryota; Metazoa; Arthropoda; Malacostraca; Decapoda; Palaemonidae. Gene Ontology annotation, biological process: response to reactive oxygen species; lipid metabolic process. Gene Ontology annotation, cellular component: cytoplasm.
GUGAGAACUUGAAAGGCAAGUGUUUCAGUACUUUGUUUCACAUAAGAUGAAGGCAAUCAACAAAUCUUGAGCAGUCUUCAACUUAGCGUCAGCUGAAGAAGAUCAAAUCUCAGUGCUCCACAAGAAUACAAGUGAAAAGUCAGCCAUAAUGAUGUUGGUAGCGUUAGCAGUAUUGGCACUGUUUGCAAGUGCCGCUCAGGCGAAGCCCUUCGUGGUAGGGCACGUCAGCGAGGGACUCUGCCCAAACAUCACUGAAAAAUAUGACUUCGAUCCUGUGCCGUACCUCGGCCGAUGGUACGAAAUCGAGAGGUUCGAGAUGAUCUUCGAGAGCCAAAUGGACUGUGUGAACGCCAUCUACAGCGACCUAGGCGAAGGAUAUGUCGAAGUCCACAACUCUGCCAGGAAAAAAGACGGAACCCCAACCGAUAUCAUAGGAAAAGCACAUGCCAUAGCACCUGGUGUCUUGUUGGUCGAGUUUGCUGGACAUAUUCCAGCGGAAUACCACAUCCUGGACACCGAUUAUGAGAAUUUCUCCUCAGUGUACAACUGCAUCCAGGAAGGAAUUCUUCGUUUCCAGUUCGCUUGGGUACUGUCCAGGACAAUGACGCUAGAUGAGGCCAUCUACACCCACGCUAAGCAGGUCUUCGCCGAUAAUGACAUCGACGUCACGAUCUUCCAGACCACUUAUCAGGGAGACGACUGCCCUUAUCCCUAAGUCGCCUCUCAUCUCUUAUCUGAUACAGUGGUUCUCAAUCUUUUUUAGCCAUCGCACACUCUCAUCAUAUGUCAGAAUGUCAUCCCCCUCCAUACACUCCAACAUCCUUUCCAAAAUUGUCUUCUUCAAAAGGUUCAUUCCACAUAAUAAGCAACAAUGCUCCCACGAACACAAAAGCUGGUGAUGAGAAAGCCAAGCGUGACCUUUCAUUAGUGUGGAUCGAUGGCAUUUGUGUGGAACUAGACCCAGUUUGAGCCUGCCAAUCUGUGGUCACAAUUCCGCCUCCACCCCCGGCAACCCCCACCCACACUUAAACUCUGAAAUUCCGCCUUAGUGGGGAAUGAACCUCUGAUUGAGAACCACUGUAGACUUAUCAGCUACGUCAGGAAUCUUCCGCCAUUGCCAAUAAUAUGAAAUAACUACGGCUUCCAUAGCACACCGAGAAAUACGUAAAUGGGACAGGUUUUCAAAAUUGUUAAUUUCAUCAAAUAUGUUCUUUUAUCAGCUUCAUUGACAAUAAGUUCAUGAUUCAGCCUGAUGUUUUGACGAAAAUACUGAAUACACUAUCACUGAUAA